This is a messenger RNA of Sceloporus undulatus (fence lizard), 1566 nucleotides long. Its product is annotated as vomeronasal type-2 receptor 26-like. Gene Ontology annotation, molecular function: G protein-coupled receptor activity. The record is from RefSeq and is a predicted model, not a curated record. Gene Ontology annotation, cellular component: membrane. Bases 1 to 1566 code for a protein of 521 amino acids. The transcript is spliced from 5 exons. Gene Ontology annotation, biological process: G protein-coupled receptor signaling pathway. NCBI's taxonomy places the organism in Eukaryota, Metazoa, Chordata, Lepidosauria, Squamata, Phrynosomatidae.
AUGUUUCACCCAGACAGUGUAUUGCUGAAAAAAUAUCAGCAUGUCCUCUCUUUGGCAUUUGCUGUGAAAGAGAUAAAUGAAAACCACAAGAUCUUACCCAAUACCACUUUGGGGUUUCAUGUCUAUGACAGCCACUUUGAUGCACAGAUCACUUAUGAAAACACCUUGAAUCUUCUCUUUAAUCAGAAGAGGCCUGUUCUCAACUACAAUUGUGACUUGCAGAAGAACCCAAUAGCUAUCAUUGGAGGCCUUGAUUCUGAAACUUCCUUCCACAUAGCCACCGUCUUGAGCCUCUACAAGAUACCACAGCUUCAUUCUUUCUUAGUAAGCAUCUCAUUUAACAAUAGUGCUGGGGACACAGUGUCUUUUGACAAGAAAGGUGAAUUGAUAGCUGGAUUUGAUAUCAUCAACUGGGUUACUUUCUCCAAUCAAUCUUUCUCAAAAGUGAAAGUAGGAAGAAUGGAUCCUCAAUCAACCUUGGCCAGACAGUUGUCCAUUGAUGAGAAUAUCAUUACAUGGCAAAUCCAAUUUAAUCAGACCGUGCCCAUUGCCUUGUGUAAUGACCCCUGCCAGCCAGGCUACAGCAGGAUGAAAAAGGAAGGCGAGCCGUUUUGCUGCUACAAAUGUAUUCCAUGUUCAGAAGGCAAAAUUUCAGAUGUGAAGGAUAAAAAUGACUGUUUCAAAUGCCCAGAAGAUCAGUAUCCAAACAGGAGGAGAAAUGAGUGCCUAUCCAAAGACAUGAAUUUUCUGUCCUACGAUGAACCAUUGGGCAUCGUUUUGGCCAUUCUAGCUCUGUCACUUUCUGUGUUCACAGUUUUUGUUUUGGGAAUUUUCAUUAAGCAUCGGAAGACUGCCGUUGUCAAAGCCAACAACCAGAACUUAACUUUUUCUCUGCUCAUUUCCCUUUUCCUCUGUUUUCUCUGCUCCUUUUUGUUCAUUGGUCAUCCUGAUUUAAUCACUUGCCAACUACAACAAACUGCUUUUGGGAUCAUUUUCUCUGUGGCUGUUUCAUCUGUUUUGGCAAAAACCCUCACAGUUGUUCUGGCUUUCAUGAUCACUAAGCCAGGAUCCAAGCUGAGGAAAUGGGUGGGUAAAAAGUUUGCAGCCUCUGUUGUUCUUUGUUGUUCAUUUAUUCAAAUAAUAAUUUGCAUGAUAUGGUUAUGCACCAGUCCUCCUUUCCCAAGCUUUGAGAUGCACACUUUGCCCAAAGAAAUAGUAGUACGAUGCAACGAAGGAUCAGCCAACAUGUUCUACUUAAUCCUUGCUUACAUGGGAUUGCUGGCUCUUGUCAGCUUUAUUGUAGCCUUUUUUGCUCGGAAACUCCCAGAUACUUUUAAUGAAGCCAAAUUUAUCACUUUCAGCAUGUUGGUGUUUUGCAGUGUUUGGGUGUCAUUUAUUCCAACUUAUCUAAGCACCAAAGGAAAGUACAUGGUGGCUGUGGAGAUCUUCUCCAUCCUGACCUCCAGUGCUAGUAUACUGGGUUUUAUAUUUGCGCCUAAAUGCUAUAUAAUUGUUCUGAGACCUCAACUGAACAGUAAGGACCAGCUAAAAAGGAGAAAUAAGUAA